Molecule: messenger RNA, 423 nt
Organism: Rhizophagus irregularis DAOM 181602=DAOM 197198
Lineage: Eukaryota; Fungi; Glomeromycota; Glomeromycetes; Glomerales; Glomeraceae
Source: RefSeq, a predicted model, not a curated record
AUGAGUAUUUUGCAAGCAAUUCAAUAUAUUAUUCAAGGUUGGAAUAAUGUUACAGCUGAAACUAUUUAUAAUUGCUGGCAGUAUACAAAGAUUCUUUCUAUUGAUACUAAUGUUAACCCAAAUUUUCCUUUGGAUGAUUACAAAAUGUCUAAUGAGUUUACCAAUACUCUUAAAACUCUUAAUUUUUCUGAUAUGAUGGAAUUGGAAGAGUUUUUCAAUAUUCCUGAAGAGAAUAAAUUCUUGAUAAUGAUGAAAUUAUUACAGAAAUUGAAAAAAAAGCCAAAUGAGAAAAAUAUUAAUGAUGAUUUAAAUGAAAUUGAUAAUAGUAUUGAAGAAGAAGUUAUUAAUUUUAGUGUUACAUCAAAAAGCUUGAAAAAAGUGCAUACACAGCAAGAAUAUGCAUAUGAACAUUUAAAUUGGUGA